UUAGCUGCAAAAAAAAACAUGGGAAACCUCUUUCUUCUCCAGUGGCUGGUCUUUCUCAUAUCUGCAACGAAACACUCGUUUUGUUUGCCUGCAGAUCACAAGCAAAACAUGUUCACGUUUUUCAAAAAGAGCAUCGAUUUACCAGGUCCUACGAUGUCAUUUAAAGAAACCUUGGUGACGGGAAUUUUUGAAUUUGAAUUUAAAACUUUUGUGGAACACGCGUUGUUGCUUUAUCAAGACGAUCAAGGGAUUAACGACUACCUUAGGAUAACAAUCAGUGGGGGAAAGAUCGAAUUGACACUUGGAGUGGGCAGCGUUCAACCACCUUCCUUCGUAACGGAAAUGCUGUAUAAUGAUUUGAAGUGGCACAAAAUAAGAAUUCAAUGGAAUACAACUCAUUUCAAGUUGAUCAUAGAUGGAAAGUUGAUGAAAGUGCUAUCGAUAGGUCCACCAAAUCUUACAAGUCAUAUGCACUUAGGGGGACUUGCGAAGAGGGAACGCGACUCUCUAUCAGACUUCGAUGUUUUUAAAAUUUACUUUACUAGUUCGGGGGACACUUCCAAAAGAGGAUAUUUUUUUGGAUGCGUGCGGAAAAUUAAAUAUGGUAAUUCAAGCGAGGCCAAUUUGCUACCAAUUAGCGAUAUUCCAAGCCAACGAUUUUUUGUCACCGAAGGAAACUGCACGCUGACGGUGUGUGAUAUGCCGCGGGUGGAUAAUCUUCAUGGAAAUUGUGACAACAAAGGUGUUUGCAAACCUGACGGUAAGGGAUCUGCAACGUGUGACUGCAGAUGGACUGGUUAUGAGGGACCCACGUGCACCGAAGAUGCCUUGCGUCUUAUUCUAAACGGCUCCUAUAAAAUAGCGUACAAACCACAGGUUUCCAUGAGUGGGAAGCAACAACGAUUCUCAUUAAGAAUCAGAACAUCUCAAGAAAACGCCAUUAUUCUUGCUGCAGACGUUGAAGAAGGAAGGUCGGAUUCGCUGAAGAUGGAAAUAAAAGAUUCCAGAUUCGUUGUAACUUCAGGUGGCAAUAGUUUGAACUCUAAUGUGACAGUUACUGACAACAAAUGGCACUUCGUAAGCUUUCGAAGAGAUGAAAAAACACUUUCGCUGAACGUUGAUGAGAUCGGUGUGUCAAGAAAAUCCGAUUCAAAUAUAAACUACAACGUUUUGUACAUCGGGGAGAAAAGCAGUCGCUUAAAUAAAACCAUUGAAAUCGAAGAUUUUAUUUGGGAAUAUCAGAAUAAUGAAAUAAAUUUCAUUAAAGAAGUUUAUGCAUCGUUCGGAAAGUCGAGCAGUAAUUACAAGAUCGUACCAGAUGGGAUUAUGCCAUUAUUUAACAAGAAAAUGUCGACAAAUGUGACAUUGAGCACAACAUUUACCCCCAUGGAUGGUUGUAAAAUGGCGAACAAGAAAUGCCAUUCAAAUGCGUACUGCAGUGAAAAUGGCGAAUCAUUUGAUUGUGUUUGCAAGACAGGCUUUUCCGGCAAUGGAUCUCAGAACUGUGCAGACAUAGAUGAAUGUACAAGAUCACCUUGUCACGAGCGUGCGCAAUGUAUUAAUACGAAUGGUUCAUACAAGUGCUUGUGCGAACCAGGUCUUUCUGGAGACGGACAUCACAAUUGUUCAGAUAUAGACGAAUGCGCCCAGACCCCUGCGCCAUGUCUUAGCGAAUGUAAUAACACAAUCGGAUCUUAUUUAUGCCGUUGCCCAAGCGGGUUCACUGGAGAUGGAAAACACAACUGCACAGAUAUAGACGAAUGUGCUACGAACGGUACUUGUAAGGAUUAUGAGCAGUGUAAAAACACCGAAGGAUCGUACACGUGUGUGAGAGUAUGUGACCCGGGUUAUCACGAAGGUGGUGAGGACAACUGCGAAGAUAUUGACGAAUGCGUUCAAAGCAAGACAAUUUGUCAUCAUCUGGCGACCUGUAUAAACACUCCAGGAUCAUUCUCCUGUCAGUGUCCGCGCGACCAUGAUGGCGAUGGUAUUUCCACUUGUGUCCUGAGCAAUCCUUGCGAUCUUUUUCCUUGUUUUCGCGGCUUGAAUUGCGUGGAAGUUCCCAAUGGUAAUUACAGUUGUGAAGAAUGUCCGCCUCCGUAUUUUAUUGGUGAUGGAAAGGAUUGUGCGCGAAAUAAAAGCUCAAAUGUCGUGUCCAAAAAGACUACAUUGGUUUUGAGAAAAGAAAAAUGGACUGAUGAGCUGAAAGACAAGUCGUCUGACGUUUACAAAACACUGGAAUCUCGAUUGACUAAAAAAAUCAGGAAAAUAUACGAGAACCAUCCUGAAUUCGUCUAUGCGCUCAUCAACAAAUUCAGAAAGGGGAGCGUUUUGGCUGAAUUGGAGGUUCUGUUCAAAGAAGAUCUAAAAGAACCUUUUGAACCGUUGAAAGAAGCAAUUAAAAAUGGAGACAUGAGAAACAUGACUCUAGAAAUACGUGAACCAGUUUCAGCUACGGAUGAUUCGAAAACUGAGAAAAUUGUUGGUCUGAAAAAAGCCAUUUUUAUUUCCAUUGUGUCCCUGGCAGCUGGCGUGUGCAUACUUGGUGUAACAAUGGUCGUAUUUUUGCUGAUUCUUCAAAAAGGUAGGCGACAGCGGGCAAAGAUUGACAACGGAGGACAGGAGAAAAUUGUCAAUACGACUGAGCCGCAGGGCUUGCUGUAUAAAACGUCUGCUGACGAGGCCAAUGGCGAUGAAUAA
This is a messenger RNA of Dendronephthya gigantea, 2700 nucleotides long. RefSeq lists its product as uncharacterized. The transcript has 14 exons. The coding region runs from base 19 to 2700 and encodes 893 amino acids. NCBI's taxonomy places the organism in Eukaryota, Metazoa, Cnidaria, Anthozoa, Malacalcyonacea, Nephtheidae. Gene Ontology annotation, molecular function: calcium ion binding. The record is from RefSeq and is a predicted model, not a curated record.